AGUUAAAAUCAGCUGUUUUUUGUCUCAAGUAUUGGUUCCAGGCCUUAAAAAAUCUUCAAUAUGCCGAGCCAAGUGUCCCGAGGGAGGACUUAUUCCAACAAGGAUGAUUUGGACCGCGCAUUUGGCAUCGUGGAAUCCGAGGUGAAAACGUCGUGGAAGAUCCUCGCCAUGGAGCUUGGCCAGACGUUAGACGAGGUGCUGGUGUUCGAGAGACAGAGCUGGGAUGUUCAGGACCAGUGCAGGAAGAGUCUGGAGUGGUGGCGGCUCAUGGCAGGACGGAAGGGCGCCACGGUGCCUAACCUGGUCAGGGCGCUCAGGCGGUGUCGUCUGGACUGGGUAGCCGACAAAAUAGAGGGUAGAAGUCCGAUAAGAGUGCUCGAAAAGAAGAAAAUGACGUUGAAACCAGGAAUUCUAGGUGGCAUGCAGUUCAUCAAAGAAGCGCCGAAACUUGAGCGAAGCCCGGCACCAAAAUACAAGCGCAGUCCAAGUCCAGUUCAGAUGACCACACCACAAGAUGAUGACCAUUCUCCUACAUUUAUCAUAGUAAAAAAGAAGUCCAAAACACGAAAGGACAAAAAGCGUUCACAAUCAGAACCAAGAAAGUCGAAGGUUACUAUUUCUGUAAACCAAGAACAAGCAAGACCCAGCAGCCAACAGUCGGUAAACCAAGAAGAAACAAGACCAAGGGAGCAGCCUCCAAAAGCGGCGACGCACUACACAAAAUUGCAACGGUCAGAAACCGUCCAUUCGAGCGCCCCCACGCGUACCCAGAUCGGUACUGCACCCCCAAAUAUCGUUGUUUACGAUCAAGUAUCAACAAGACCCAGGGAGGAGCCUCCACAAUCUGAACCAAGAAAUUCGAAAGUUACUAUUUCUGCAAACCAGGAACAAACAAGACCUCGGGAGCAGUCUCCAAAAGCGACUAAACACUACACAAAACUGCAACGGUCAGAGACCAUUCACUCCAGCGCCCCCACGCGUACCCAAAUCAGUACUGCAUCUCCGAAGCUACCAGUUGCUCCUCCUAGAACAAAGCAGACAAGGCACAGUCGGUUCCUCGAACACAGGGGCAGGGCAAAACCCCGCGAGCGUACCAUAGACGGCAUCAAAAGCUACCAGCGAGUUUCCACCCGCUCCAAAAAGAAGCCACGGCCAAUCGAAGACAUAACUGACUGGACCAGGGUAACCAUCCAUCCCCCUGAGACAAGGAGAGAGAGAAAGAAAGAGAGACCGUAUAGUCAGAGCGGUGUCGCACGUAUUGUACCGAGUACAUCGCUCAAGACUGCAGAAGAGGACGAACUACUUUACUGGGAAAAGCCGUCGAAAAAUGAGAGCUACGGGCCCGUCAUUCCAAUUCUACAAACAAGGGCGAGGGAGACACCCCCGCCGGUAGUUCCACCCAGACGAAAACGGAGAAAGCCGUCGAGCCGUCGGCCGUCUACAAUCUACACCGAGUACCUCAACAACGAAACAAGCGACGAGAAUAGCCGAAGGGACGACGAGCGCGGCCGACGCCGCUCCUACCGAGGCAUCGUGCUAGAUCGGGAGACAGACCGCGUGGACGAAGACCCACUGCAAGUGAGACCGUCUACAGAAACUUCGCGACGACAACUGAGAGAUCGAGGAGCAAGAAAUGUACCAGUUAACCGGGACGUGGAAGAGCAAAAUCGGCAGAACUUGGACACGGAAGCCGUGCAGGAGUCUCACCGAUACGACAAUCUUCUGCUGGUCGGCGGCAGUCACCAAACAUUCGCGCAACAACGACGAACAGUUGCCGAAGACCAGGCGACCGACAACAGACUGAACUUAAACCAAGAACAAACACAAGAAGAACGAUACGCAACGACGUCACGGCUUCCUGAAAGAAAUUUCGCAGCAGAAACCGGCGAAGAACAUCCGUUCCCGCUUCACUACGCCGAAAUCGUGAAAGAGGAGCUGAUCAUAUACUACCCGCUGGACGAAUUUGAGACGGACUCGAACUAUUCUGAGAGCUUGAACGACGACACGCCGUCAGAAACAAGUCCGUCUGAAGAGCCCGUCUUCCAUACCGCAGAAGUUCUGAGGGAAGAAAUGGUGAUCUACGUUCCGCAAGAAGAGUUUGAACCAGUCGAAGACGUCCAGAGUGCAACAGGGAUACGGCAUGGUGAUAACAACCAUAAUUUAAACGCUGGGCGUACUAGUAUAUUUGAGGAAUAUGUGAGUAACCACGGUGCACGUAGAGAAUCAGUUGACCGCUCUACCGGGCCGUACAUGUCUUCUGCAAACGUACGACGAGAAGACUCCGAAUUACACGCAAGCCAUGGACGGUUGGGAAGGGACUACGUCGAAAUGUCUCGCAGAGUCUCGCGAGAAUCAACAGGUGGCGGCGAGACCCAGGAUCGAACCAUGGCGACGGGCUUCUUUUAUACCGAAAGUCCCGGAAAAAACGGAGAAAACAACAACAACGCCGAAACAGACGACGUUUUUGACGAUAGCAGGUUUACCCGACUGAAUUUGCAGAGGAAGGCUGCAUCUGUUGAGCGGAUGGACAGUUUGCGGAAGAAGACCGUCUCGUUUUCUGAACAACCUGUCGUCAUUCCAUCCUCUGACAGGCAAGAGGAGGACAGAAACCGGGGAAACUAUGCUGACGCAAUGCUCUGGUAAACAGAACGACAACAACAACAACGACAACAAGAACAACAACGAACAACAACAAAAGUCAAUAACAUGGAAGCAUAGGGUUGAAGAACGAGAAGGCAAAUGGCCAACCAUGUCGAUAUAUUAACGGCACAGCUUUCGUUACAAUAUUAUAUCGCUUAUUAUAUAUACCGUAACUUUUAGUUAUAUUUGGAGAUAAGUUUUGCAAGUAGUUUUUCAUCUCAUCUCCAACUAAAGAGAGUGGUUAGUCAGUUAUUGAGACUCAAUAUUUCACAGUAUGUAGUUUUAUCAAGUCACAAUGGUAUUAAACUGGUGCUAGGGACAAAUGCCUAAGCAUAUAAUCAUUUCAACAUCCUAGUAUCCUAGUAUCUAAUUAAUUACCAGUAUCAUAUGGAUGAGGUGCUAUAUUGGUAGGCAUUGUAAAUUUCGCAAUAAGAUAAUCCCUCUUGAAAAGCGAAUAAUAUACAAAACGACGAAGCUAUAUGUAUGGGCAUACAUGUUUGUGUUGCACGUUGAGAAGGGGCACACAACCAGCUGUACAUCUACUGU
Molecule: messenger RNA, 3186 nt
Organism: Branchiostoma belcheri (Belcher's lancelet)
Lineage: Eukaryota; Metazoa; Chordata; Leptocardii; Amphioxiformes; Branchiostomatidae
Exons: 5
Coding region: 61-2643 (860 amino acids)
Biological process (GO): signal transduction
Molecular function (GO): protein binding
Source: RefSeq, a predicted model, not a curated record